AUGUCCUUACAAUUGCUCAACCCCAAGGCAGAAUCGUUGAGGAGAGAUGCGGCUUUAAAAGUCAACGUUACGUCUGCGGAAGGCCUCCAGUCGGUGCUGGAAACCAACCUGGGCCCUAAGGGAACUCUUAAGAUGUUGGUGGACAGUGCAGGAAACAUUAAGCUUACAAAGGACGGAAAAGUACUUCUGACGGAAAUGCAGAUCCAGUCGCCCACUGCUGUGAUGAUAGCGAGAGCUGCGGCUGCUCAGGACGAGAUCACCGGCGACGGCACCACCACUGUGGUAUGUCUGGUGGGAGAACUGUUGAAGCAAGCACACAGGUUCAUCCAAGAAGGCGUCCAUCCUAGAAUGAUCACAGACGGGUUUGAAAUCGCAAGACGUGAGACGAUGGAGUUUUUGAACGGCUUCAAAAUCGACAAAACCGUGGAUGAAGAAAUGGACCGCGAAUUUCUAUUGCAAGUGGCUAGAAGCUCUCUCUCAACCAAAGUCACACCGGAAUUGACCGAGGUCUUGACCCCUAUAGUGACAGAUGCGGUUUUGAGCGUGAGAAACGCCGACGAUCGCUCCUUGGACUUGCAUAUGGUGGAGAUCAUGCAAAUGCAGCAUUUGUCCGCCAGAGAUACGACUUUCAUCAAGGGUCUUGUGCUGGAUCACGGUGCCAGACAUCCAGACAUGCCUACGCGCGUGGAAAACGCACACAUUUUGAUUCUAAACGUGUCACUGGAGUACGAGAAAACUGAGGUCAACUCCGGCUUCUACUAUAGCUCAGCAGAACAGAGAGAUAAGCUUGUUGCAAGUGAAAGAAAGUUUGUGGAUGAAAAACUGAAAAAAAUCAUAGAUAUCAAAAACGAGGUUUGCGGGCUUGACUCCAACACUGGGUUUGUGAUCAUUAACCAAAAGGGUAUCGACCCAUUGUCACUAGACGUGCUCGCAAAGCACAACAUUCUCGCGCUAAGAAGAGCCAAGAGACGUAACAUGGAAAGACUACAGCUUGUUACGGGAGGAGAAGCGCAAAACUCUGUAGACGACCUGUCGCCCUCCGUGUUGGGAUUCUCGGGUCUGGUGUAUGAGCAAACUAUUGGCGAGGAAAAGUUCACCUACGUGACGGAAAAUCGCGACCCCAAAUCCUGUACUAUCUUGAUCAAGGGCGCCACUUACCACGCUCUCAAUCAGACAAAAGAUGCUGUAAGAGAUGGUCUAAGAGCCGUUGCCAACGUGCUUAAAGACAAAUCUGUCGUUCCCGGCGCUGGUGCCUUCUAUCUAGCCGCCUCCAACCACCUCAGGAACGCCAAUGCUGCCAAGCUAGGUGCCAAAGGCAAAGCCAAGUCUGGUGUACAGGCUUUUGCAGAAGCACUACUGAUUGUUCCCAAGACUUUGGUCAAAAAUUCGGGUUUCGAUGCUCUCGAUGUUCUAGCCCUGUGCCAAGACGAGCUCGACGAAAACGCCGACAGAAGCGUGGGUGUCGAUCUGAACGUCGGAGACACCUGUGAUCCUACCAUCGAAGGUAUCUGGGACUCCUACCGUGUCAUAAGAAAUGCCAUCACCGGUUCCACGGGUAUCGCCAGCAACCUAUUGUUGUGUGAUGAGUUGCUAAGAGCUGGCAGAUCCACUUUAAAAGAGGGACCUCCACAAUGA
Molecule: messenger RNA, 1635 nt
Organism: Lachancea lanzarotensis
Lineage: Eukaryota; Fungi; Ascomycota; Saccharomycetes; Saccharomycetales; Saccharomycetaceae
Gene: CCT6
Product: LALA0S03e03004g1_1
Exons: 1
Coding region: 1-1635 (544 amino acids)
Biological process (GO): protein folding
Cellular component (GO): chaperonin-containing T-complex
Molecular function (GO): ATP-dependent protein folding chaperone; ATP hydrolysis activity; ATP binding
Source: RefSeq, a predicted model, not a curated record